AUGGAUGGCAAAACUCAUCGAAUUUUGGAUCCCUCGAGUACAAGGCCUCGUCUGGAAGCUGUUCGAGAGCAAGCUGGAGCAGGCAAGCCCCCACGACAUCGCGAUACGGAAGAACGAACGUCUCCGAAACGGAACCGAUUAAACGACGAUCACCAGACGGAACCAACGCGACCGCGGCGCAAAAGUGACCGGCUGACUUCCCCCUCAACGAGCAAAUCCGGAAAUCUCCUAGACAUCAGACCGCUCGACCAGACGACACCUCCUCGGACGCCGCCCGCCAUGUCCUUCUUCCGCAUCACCCUCCAUCGCUCCGCCAUCGGCCUGCCCAAGAGCACCCGCGGCGUCCUGGACGCCCUCGGCCUGCAUCGCCGCUCCCAGACUGUCUUCCACCCCGUCAGCCCCCAGUUCGCGGGUAUGAUCCUCAAGGUUAAGGAGCUCGUCCGCGUCGAGGAGGUCGACCGCGCCAUGUCCCAGACAGAGCUGCGCGAGCUGCGGAGGCCCGACCCCGGGUUCUACGUUGAGAAGGCCGUUGCGCGGUGAGAUUGCCCUCAC
Colletotrichum destructivum is the source of this 552-nucleotide messenger RNA. Its product is annotated as Putative large ribosomal subunit protein uL30, bacterial-type. The transcript has 3 exons. Bases 1 to 540 code for a protein of 179 amino acids. The record is from RefSeq and is a predicted model, not a curated record. Gene Ontology annotation, biological process: translation. Gene Ontology annotation, cellular component: large ribosomal subunit; mitochondrion. Lineage: Eukaryota; Fungi; Ascomycota; Sordariomycetes; Glomerellales; Glomerellaceae. Gene Ontology annotation, molecular function: structural constituent of ribosome.